Sphenostylis stenocarpa is the source of this 834-nucleotide messenger RNA. The record is from the annotation of a GenBank genome assembly. NCBI's taxonomy places the organism in Eukaryota, Viridiplantae, Streptophyta, Magnoliopsida, Fabales, Fabaceae.
AUGCUAAACCCUAGAAUGGGGGUGGAAGCGGAGCAGGAGAAGCUGGUGCUCAACUACCACAACGGCGCGCUUCUCAAGGGGCGCUUCACCGUUAAUGUAUUAUGGUACGGGAGCUUCACCCCAACCCAACGCGCCAUAAUCGUUGACUUCGUCAACUCGUUGAGCAUCCCCGCCGGAGCCCCACUUCCCUCCGUCGCCUCGUGGUGGCAGACGACGGAGAAGUACAAGGGCGGCUCCACUACGCUCGUCGUAGGGAAGCAAAUCAUGGAAGGAUAUUCCCUCGGGAAGCAUCUCAACGAAAACAAUUUACUGAACCUCGCUUCACGCUUCAACGACCUUUCAGCAAUAAACCUCGUUCUCACCGCAAACGACGUCGCAGUGGACGGCUUCUGCAGUAGCCGCUGUGGGACCCACCGCUCCAUCAACGGGAGGAUCCCCUACAUCUGGGUUGGCAACUCCGAGGCCCAAUGUCCCGGGCAAUGCGCCUGGCCCUUCCACAUGCCCGCUUUCGGUCCGCAGGGACGCUCGUUGGUUGCGCCCAACGGCGACAUUGGCGUGGACGGCAUGAUCAUAAACAUCGCAACCCUUUUGGCGGGAACUGUGACGAACCCCUUCAACGGUGGCUUUUUUCAGGGUCCUCCGACGGCGCCGCUGGAGGCCGUUUCAGCGUGCGUGGGGAUUUUCGGGAAAGGGGCGUAUCCGGGUUACCCGGGUAAGGUUUUGGUAGACCCGAAGACUGGGGCAAGCUACAAUGCGAACGCCGGGAACGGAAGGAAGUUCCUCUUGCCGGCCAUGUGGGACCCACAGACCUUCCAAUGCAAGACUUUGGUCUGA